AAAUGACUCCAGUGAGCCUUUUUUAAUAGGUUGACAGAGAGACAGACCAAUCUUCUUCUGUUGAAAAUUUUCCACCCGUCGAGGCGUCUAUAAGCUCUUGUAAAGAACACGCGUCAUUCAUCUCUCUGUCUCCAUUCUUCUUUCAAGGUUCUGAAAGAAGCAUUGCAGAUUCAUAAAAGAGAUCAGCGGGAGAAAUAAAGAUGGAUUCCAAAGCUAUCCCAUUUCAUUUUGUUCUGUUCAUGGCAUUGGUCUUGAAUGUGGGAGGAGUUGGAGUGAACUGGGGGACAAUGGCCACCCACCACCUCCCCCCUGAAAUGGUUGUGGAGAUGUUACGUGUAAAUGGUUUCGACAAGGUGAAGUUGUUUGAAGCCCACGAAGGGAUUCUCCGAGCUUUGAUUGGGACUGAUAUCGAGGUUAUGCUUGCUAUUCCGAACAACAUGUUGCAGGACAUGGUUGAUCCCGAUUUGGCUGCCAAUUGGAUUGAAGAGAAUGUGACCAGCUACCUCAAUAAUGGCGGAGUAAAUAUCAAGUACGUUGCUGUGGGAAAUGAACCCUUUCUUCGAUCUUACAAUGGCACCUUUCUGAAGGUUACACUGCCAGCCCUGCGGAACAUCCAGCGAGCCCUGGAUGAUGCUGGCCUUGGGUCCCGAAUCAAAGCAACAGUCCCCUUCAAUGCCGAUAUCUACAAUUCGCCGGCCUCAAAUCCAGUCCCAUCUGCUGGUGACUUCCGCAGGGAGAUACGUGACAUUGUGCUUGAAGUAGUCGAAUUUCUCUACAAUAACAAUGCGCCCUUCACUGUAAACAUUUACCCAUUCCUCAGUCUUUACGGGGAUCCCUACUUCCCUGUGGAUUAUGCAUUCUUCGACGGCACAAAGAAGCCCAUCAAGGAUGGAGAUGUUGCUUACACCAAUGUGUUUGAUGCGAACCUCGACACGCUCUUGUGGUCACUGAAGAGAGCUGGCUACCCCAGCAUGCAGAUAAUGGUGGGAGAAGUUGGCUGGCCUACUGAUGGUGACAAGCAUGCUAACAUUAAGAACGCAAAGAGGUUCAAUCAGGGUCUCCUGCGACAUGUGCUCAGUGGGAAAGGAACCCCAAUGAAAAGAGGAAGGAUUAAUGUUUACUUGUUUAGCCUUCUUGAUGAAAAUGCCAAGAGUAUUGCACCAGGCAACUUCGAGAGGCACUGGGGUAUAUUCGAGUUUGAUGGGAAGCCCAAGUACGAGUUCGAUCUGUCUGGCCAUGAAGAAAACAAGGGACUCAUUGGGGCAGAAAAUGUGGAAUACUUCCCUAUGAGAUGGUGUGUAAUGAAUCCCAACGCUGAUGAUCUCACAGAAUUAUCAUCCAAUUUCCAGUAUGCUUGUAGCUUCUCCGAUUGCACAGCUCUGGGAUAUGGGUCUUCAUGCAACCACCUGGAUGUCCGAGGGAAUGCGUCGUAUUCCUUUAAUAUGUUUUAUCAAUGGAACAACCAGAGGAAUUGGGACUGUGAUUUCUCUGGUCUAGCAGUGGUGACUGAUGUGGAUCCAUCAGUUGGAGAAUGUCGGUUUCCGAUCAUGAUUGCAUAUGGUUUUUCAGUGUCCCUCCGGAGGGGAGUCAUAGGAAAUUUAUUGAUUGUAGUUUGGGAAGCUUUGAUGUUGGUAUUACUUGUAUGAGAGAUCAAAGGA
Nelumbo nucifera (sacred lotus) is the source of this 1658-nucleotide messenger RNA. RefSeq names its product O-Glycosyl hydrolases family 17 protein. Gene Ontology annotation, biological process: carbohydrate metabolic process. Gene Ontology annotation, molecular function: hydrolase activity, hydrolyzing O-glycosyl compounds. The record is from RefSeq and is a predicted model, not a curated record. Lineage: Eukaryota; Viridiplantae; Streptophyta; Magnoliopsida; Proteales; Nelumbonaceae.